CACAGGGCAUUUAUGGCAAAGGAGACGUAAGUCGUGCAGCGAAAUUCACGCGAAUGAGCAUUUGCCACGCUACAAAAAGUGUGAAGGAAGAGUUUGGGGAUGGGGAGGAGUACAAAUCUGGACGUGCCCGUACAUGAAUGAAAAGCACGCACUAUCUCUCUGUCCUCUGUUUUGGCUUCACCGCCGUUCCCAGUUUCCGUUCCCUGAUAUUAUUUGGUUCAUCAAUCUCCGAUUUCCCAUACCGUUGAAAUUAACAUCACCGACACAAUGAACCUACCCCCUGAGGAAGCUCAUCUUCGAUUACUCUGCGCCCUCUCCAAAUCCAUUCAUCACCCUCUUCUCCAUCUCCGCCUCUUGUUUCUGUUUGUUCCUACCUAAGCUUAAACUUCGAUGAAUCCUUUUUUCUCGAGUUCGGCGCCUACUCUCAGUCUUCUGUUUCUUGUUUCUUUUAAAAAAAAUACGGAACCAAGAACUUCAAUUCCCUCGGCGGUUGAGAUUCGGAAUUUUUUUAUUUAAAAAUGUUUUCUGAAUCUAUGCUCCGUCUUUUAACAGAAGACCUGCUUAUACGAAUUCUUGACAAGCUCGGCUCCGACGCGGAUCGGAAAUCAUGGCGGCUUGUUUGCAAGGAGUUCCUUCGUCUUGAAUCGCUGACCAGGCGAAAAGUGCGGAUCCUCCGUAUUGAGUUCUUGCUUGGGUUGCUUCGAAAGUACUGCAACAUUGAGACACUGGACCUCUCCGUAUGCCCGCGGAUCGACGAUGGAGCCGUUUCAGUGUUGCUGACUCAUGGUUCACUAAAUUGGACCGAAGGACUGAGAAGGCUGGUGCUCUGUCGGGCAACUGGGUUGGGGUAUAGAGGGUUGGAGCUGUUAAUUCGGGCAUGCCCUUUGCUUGAGGCCAUUGAUGUUUCCCAUUGUUGGGGAUUUGGGGACAGAGAAGCAGCUGCGCUUUCGUACACAACGAGGUUGAGGGAGCUGAAGAUGGACAAGUGCUUGGGGCUGACUGAUGUUGGUUUGGCAAUGAUAGCUGUUGCUUGUAGCAAUUUGAAGAGCCUGAGUUUGAAGUGGUGCUUUGAGAUUUCUGAUCUGGGCAUUGAUCUUCUUUGUAAAAAAUGCUUAGAUUUGGAGAUUCUCGAUAUUUCAUAUUUGAAGGUGACAAGCGAAUCCUUGCAAUCAAUUGCUUCUCUGUCAAAGCUGGAGCUUUUGGUCAUGGUUGGCUGCACUUUUGUUGAUGACGUUGGACUGCGGUUUCUUGAAAAAGGAUGCCCGCUUCUUAAGGCAAUUGAUGUAUCAAGGUGUGAUUUUGUAAGUUUGUCUGCUUUGGCAUCCAUAGUAAGUGGACAUAGCAGUCUUGCGCAGAUAGAUGCAGGCUAUUGCUUCUUGGAGCUUUCAUUAUCCCUUGUUGAGUGCUUGAAGAAUUUAAAGAACUUGACCUUGAUUAGAAUCGAUGGUGUUCAAGUUUCUGACCUUGCCCUCCAGAUCAUUGGCACCAGCUGCAAGUCUCUGUUGGAAAUUGGUUUAAGCAAAUGUAUCGGAGUCACCAACAUGGGAAUCAUGCAGCUAGUGUCUGGCUGUGGUAAAUUGAAAAUUCUCAACUUGACAUGUUGUCGAUUCAUCACUGAUGUUGCUAUCUCUGCUAUAGCAGACUCUUGCCCCCACCUCAUCUGUCUGAAGUUAGAGUCAUGUGAUAUGGUGACUGAGAAGAGCUUUUAUGAUCUUGGAUCCCGAUGUUUGCUACUAGAGGAACUUGAUCUUACUGAGUGCUCCGGGAUCAAUGAUAGAGCACUCAAAUAUCUAUCCAGAUGUUCUGAACUCUUGACAUUGAAGUUAGGUUUAUGCACCAACAUAUCAGACGUAGGAUUGGCAUAUAUCGGGUGUAACUUCCCUAAGCUGGCUGAACUUGAUCUCUACCGCUGCGCAUGUAUUGGAGAUGAUGGGCUGGCAGCACUCGCUGGAGGUUGCAAGGGACUGAUAAAGCUCAACGUGUCAUACUGCAAUAGAAUUACAGAGGGGAUCGAAUACAUUAGUUAUCUAGGUGAACUGUCUGAACUGGAGAUGCGCCGGCUGGUGAAUAUCACUAGUAUUGGUAUAAGGAAAGUUGCAGUCAACUGCAAAAGACUGGCAGAUCUGGAUUUGAAACAUUGCGAAAAAAUUGGUGAUCCAGGCUUCUGGGCCAUUGCUUUUCACUCACACAACUUGAGACAGAUAAAUAUGAGCUACUGUGCUGUUUCGGACGUGGUUUUGUGCCUUCUCAUGGGGAACCUGAAGCGGCUGCAGGAAGCGAAAUUGGUUAAUAUUGCUGAAGCUACCGUGAAAGGAUUGGAACUUGGCCUUAGAGCCAGUUGCGGUCGGAUUAAAAAGGUGAAACUGCAGUCAUCUCUCAGGUUUUUGCUCUCUUCGGAAAUACUGGACUUACUGCACUUACGAGGGUGCAAGAUCAGAUGGGAUUAGCAUUUCUUUCCGUGGCAAGUUAACAAGACUUUCUUUUAUGUUUUCUUUUUUCCCGAAACUGAUGUUGCUUAAUGAUUACUUCAAGACUAUUCCAGAAUGUGAACCAAGCCUCUUUCAAAAUUUAAACAACGCUUAUUGAAGCAGGAUCAAGAACA
Molecule: messenger RNA, 2602 nt
Organism: Prosopis cineraria
Lineage: Eukaryota; Viridiplantae; Streptophyta; Magnoliopsida; Fabales; Fabaceae
Product: F-box/LRR-repeat protein 3
Biological process (GO): SCF-dependent proteasomal ubiquitin-dependent protein catabolic process
Cellular component (GO): SCF ubiquitin ligase complex
Molecular function (GO): protein binding
Source: RefSeq, a predicted model, not a curated record